This is a messenger RNA of Spodoptera exigua (beet armyworm), 1238 nucleotides long. Lineage: Eukaryota; Metazoa; Arthropoda; Insecta; Lepidoptera; Noctuidae. The record is from the annotation of a GenBank genome assembly.
GUUGACAUUUGCUUUCGAAAGUACGCUGUGUUGGAGUAUUGUAGUUUCAACAAAUAUUUUACUUAGCACAUUUGCUAUUAAAAGAAGUUAGAGAAUAUACGAUAUGAAUUAUACAUAAAGUGCAAUUUAUAUGACAUCUAAUUUCCGACAUGCUAAAACCGUGAUUGCAUAUAUGGAGUUCUAAAACCAUUACUGUGCCGAGUCUGGUAACUAGUUGGAAAACGCCCAAAUAGUCGGCACAAAAUGGAUGAAAACAUUGAUAGCAAUGUUGCCGUUUUGGCUAUUUUGGAUAAUCAAUCGACUGCUUACAAACCAAACAUGACUAUGACAACCUAUAACCAUAGUCAUACAAUAACUCAAGAAGAAACUGAUGUAAAUGAAACUAAUAAACAAAAUGUAAUUUGGACAAAAAAUGCAACUCUGAUGCUUCUAAGUUUAUAUGAAACAAAAAUGCAUAUGCUUGACAACCCUAAAAAGAAAUCUAAAAUGUGGUUAUCUAUAGCAGAGGAACUCAAAUCAUUAAAUGUUGAGGUAACUGCAGACCAAGUAAGGUGGAAAAUAAAUGCCCUCACAAAAAAGUAUAAAGACUGCAUUGACAAUGGACAAGGGGCCAUGAGUUUUAAAUAUUUCAAUGAAAUGCAUCAAAUUCUGGGGCGAUAUAGUGAUAAUUCUGGAACUUACAGACUGGCUUCUGGUGUGAUACAAGGUUCAGAUGAUUUAGAUAAGGAUAAAAAUAAAAGAAAUUUAUCCCUCAAAGGUUCAACACCAUUCAGACGGUUAAGGGCAGAAAGGAGAGCAAAAAUAGAAUUAGACAAACAAUGGCUAGACUAUUUAAGGAAACAAGAAGAUCAAAAGCAAUUAAGAGAUGAAAGGUAUGAAAGAAACUUAAGGCUGAGACAAGAGGAACUACAAUUGAGAAAAAAAGAACUAGAAAUCAAGCAAUCAUUAGCAUUAAAAAAAUUACAACUAAAAGAACAAAAACAAGAAGAAAUGCUAAAAAUUGAAAGGGAAAAAUGUGCACUUCUAAGAAAGUUGGUAGCUGAUCAGGAUUUAAUGAGGCAAUAAAACAUGAUUUUAGUUUAGGUCAGGUGAUUUGAUUACCUUUCUCAUUUAAAAAAAGGAAUAAAAUGUAAUACUUAUAUGACUUGAUAUUUUAUGUGAGAUCAAAUUUUAUACAAAUAAUUUAUUUGAUUAUAAUACUUACAAUUUUGUCUUUUAAUUAAUAGUAUACACUUAAC